This is a messenger RNA of Penicillium malachiteum, 636 nucleotides long. RefSeq lists its product as uncharacterized. Gene Ontology annotation, cellular component: BLOC-1 complex. The coding region runs from base 1 to 636 and encodes 211 amino acids. The record is from RefSeq and is a predicted model, not a curated record. The transcript has a single exon. NCBI's taxonomy places the organism in Eukaryota, Fungi, Ascomycota, Eurotiomycetes, Eurotiales, Aspergillaceae. Gene Ontology annotation, biological process: endosomal transport.
AUGACCUACCCCCAAUCCACAUCCUCCGCAUCCCCAGGUCCAUCAAACUCAAACCAAGACUCCUAUUCUUUGAACCACACCACAACCACAAAACCCAGCACAACACUUCCUACCAACGGAAACACGACUGAAAGAGAUGAAGAAAAUACACGACAACAAGAAGCCCUAGCUGCAUUCACAGCAACAUUACACAGCGUUGGAACAAACCUCGAAGCACCUCUUCGCGAACGCGCAACAAUCAUCAACUCGAACGCGGUAUCGCUGGAACGGCAAGAGGCGGAGUUAGCGGGGCAUAGUGCGAAACUGGCGAAACAGAAUGAAGGAUGGGAGAAAAUGGCGGAUGAGACUAGGGCGGAGUUAAAGGAGAUUGGGGAUGUGCAGAAUUGGGCGGAGGUUCUUGAGAGGGAUUUGUUAGUGUUGGAGAGUAUGAUGGAUGAUGUUGAGGGAUUUGGGAGUCAUGAUGAGGAUGAGGAGGAUCAUCAUGAGAUGAGGGUUGAUGAGAUGGAUUUUGAUCAUGAGGUGAUUGAUCAGAAUGGAGAUGUGGAUUUCUUGAUGAAUGGGAAUGGAAAUGGUAACGGUAAUAAGGAUCAUGAUGAUGGCAAGAAGAAGCGGUGGAGUUGGUUUUUUUGGUGGUGA